This is a messenger RNA of Aureobasidium subglaciale EXF-2481, 1368 nucleotides long. RefSeq lists its product as uncharacterized. The record is from RefSeq and is a predicted model, not a curated record. The transcript has 2 exons. Lineage: Eukaryota; Fungi; Ascomycota; Dothideomycetes; Dothideales; Saccotheciaceae. Bases 1 to 1368 code for a protein of 455 amino acids.
AUGGCUUGGACGUUGAACAAGACCACGGUGGCGAAUCGAUGCCUUGUCGCGGGAACCAUUGGACUUCAUCUGGAAGGCAACCUUCAUCCCACCUGGGUUCCCACUGGCGGUGAGACGCAUGAUCUGUCUGGAAAAGUCACUAGUAUCACUUUUGGGGCAUCAACCUACAGCAUCGCUGGUUUGACCGCUAGCGACUCGAGCUCUGUUGCCAUGAUCACUAAAGAAGACAGGGCGAACAAGCUAGCCAUUGACGUUGCUGACGCUAAGGGUCACCUGACCUCGUUUGAGACUGCUCCUGGCAAGCCUCUCUCGACAAUCAUACCUGACGAUGGUGCUGUUGGCCAUCCGGAUGUCGACCUUGAGGUUGAAGCACUUGCUACCAGGUACUUGAAUCGCGCCAUCACCAUUGCCGAUCGCAAGCUGCAUCCGUUGCAGAGCAGACUCUUGAUGGCUUCCGACAAGGGUGACGAUAAGUUCGAUAAUUUGGUCGCCAUGCUCAGCAACACAAGUUCCGACCCAAAGACCGAAGCUGCUAACGGUGUUCCUCCGUCUAACUCGCGCAUCGCUGCAGACCCCGUUGUGCCGGCCGAGGUCCCUACCGAGGCCAAGGCAAACAUACCAGACAACAUGCUCAAGUUGUCGCAAGCUCAGGGUGCUGUCUCCCUGUACACUAACAUCUGGAGCAUCGCUAUGCGUACUAAGCGAGGUCAUCCCGAUGCGUAUAAAGUGUCCAUACCGGAAGAGGCCAGCCAGCUGAAUGCGGACCUGGCGGACUCUGUUUCCCAAUGCUUGCAGGGACCCUUGGCUGGGUACCUUUCGAAAAUCGAUGGCAACAAUGGUGGUAUCCAUAAGGAAAUGUUCACUACGGACAUCCACUUAGAGUUUCUCAACACCUUCUUCGAUAGUUUCGGUUUCCAAGCCGGCGACAUAAAGGAACUGGACGGAGUCUUGACUAAUGUCGUCCAAGCAUUGUCGUCCCUGAAGGUCUCAUCGUCAAGCACUUCCUCUGACGUCAACCAUGUUAUGACCACACGCGGCUUCCGCGAAGUCAUUGUGCCAGACAGUUCAGGCUCACCCGAGAUUGUCGCUUACGAGCCCAUCAUCCGCUCUACGUAUCUGCACGUUGCACAGAGCAGCUGGGAAGUCUCCAUUGGCAAAAGCUCGGUCGAGAAAGUCAAGUUCGACAUGGACUACGCGGAUGACACCUAUGUUCUCAACGUCCCGAUCUUUGACAAACAUACGGCCAAGUUAGAUGCGGUCAUGCAAAGCUUAAUUUGUAAGAACACGGCGGAUUUUGGCAAGGAUAUCACGCAUGCCACAGCGAACGGACAGCAAAAGAGUAAUACAUCAUCCGAAUCUGCAAAGUGA